AUAGCCGCAGACGCGCCCCCAAGGAAAGCUGCUCCCCAAGAACAGGCGUCAGUUUUCUGCCAAGGGUUGCCUCGUUGCCUAUCCGUAGGUAUAUGUAACAGCCAGUACAGGAGUUCAGCCUCAUCUAUACACAGAGACUAAUCUAGCAACCAUGCACCAUAUGAGUGAGUCUGCCCUUUGCCUCAUCUUCGCUAUCAAUUUCCUUGACCGAGGCCGAAAUGUCUAUACAGAAGCUCGCUACCGCUGUCGCGUCACUAUCCCAAGAAACUAGUAUUGGACUUGUGAACUUCAACUUCGAUUUCGCUCUCAAGAAGUACGAGGCGCCGCGUGAAUUCCAAGUGCUUGGCCGGGAGUUAUCCCAGGCAAGAAUCAAAGCGGCCGAAGACGGCCCCGUCCAUAUCACGGCCCGGAAGCUUGGCGCCUUGUUUCGCCAAUGCUUGCCCUCAACACCUAAUCUCAUUAAGGCUUACGGAACCCGCGCAUCUGAUGUUGCGUCCGAUCCGAAAGUAAAUCCAAAACCUUCCAAAAAUCAUGGCAUUCUUGCAGAUCAUGUUGGAAUUGACGGUACGAGCAUUUGGGCUGCGGCAACGUCCGGCGCUGAAUCGAUCGCCGUGCACUUGUUGGCUUGCAUGCUAGCCCGAAUGUGGUCGCGGUCAGAAGCCAUUGCUAUUUGGGCAGAGCUAGUAGCAGAAAGAAAGAAAGAGCUUGAGCAAACUGAUGAAGCCGACCCGCAAUAUCAGAUGGCGCGAAACGAUUCAAGAAUUGAUAUCACAAGGGAUCAGCUCGCGCAAUGGGACUCAUCCGCAAGAGCAUGGCUCCAAUCCGCCGAUGAGGCAAUGAAAAUCAAACAAACCCAGUUAAUGUUGAUACUGAACAACAUUAAUCUUCCGGUGAACACCAAACCAAAAUUAUAUCGGAAUGUGCUACAGGCCUGGACAACGGCUAUGAUGGCUGCCGAUAAUCUUAUUCGUGGCGUUCCUCAGUCAGUAGAGUACGGCGCAAUUCUUCUUGGUAUUUCAUCGUGGCAUAUAUAUCCAGAUAUGUUGGUGCUACAGAGCUCUCCGACACCUGUCAGCCAAGCUGAUCCUCUAGUCAAUGAUGCUGGGAUUCUGACCAUCGGGCUGAAUACCGAUGGCCGCAGUGAAACAGGGAUAUCUUGGUCGCUGCCAUUAGGCCACCUACGAUAUUAUGGGGCCCCCGUAAUGACCGAAAAGUCACUCGUCACACAAGGGAAUCGGAUCACCGUUACCCAGUUAAUACAAUUGUCUAUCGGCUGCAUGACACGACAAUGGGCACUUCCCGAAUCGGAUAUCGUACGGUUCCUCGUGGACCUGUGGCGGUUUGUCGAGCCUGUAGCACAAAGGCCCGCGGACGGGACAACCUUUUGGCUAGGCUAUCUCGCAGAAGCAGUGAAACCUUUACUUGAUCAAGAAUCUCUGGAGGCGCAGGUUGGAUUCAGGCUACUGAAACUAGGUGCUCGUCGGUGCUCACACUUCCUCGGAUCAGACAAUCGGAAGCCUACCACCAUACCUAGGCUCUUUGGAUUGGACGACAUGAACGUUUUCUCCAGCCUUGUUGCGCGGCCCGAAGAUUCCGUACCCUAUUUUAGAGAGCUUGCAAAGCAUCCCAUCUUCAAAGAUGUUCAUACUAGACUCUGCAUUAUCAGGUAUCGCCAAGAUUACGAAGCAGCCAAGCUCCGUAGUACUUACGAGUAUGCGACUGUACUCCCUUUGCAGAGGGAAGGCAUAAAGAGAUCACACGAUGGCCAGCAACGCAUGGUUCUAAACCCUGCCCGCCAUUGUCGUUGGAUAGGAAUUGAGCUUGAAGAGGACUCUAGCGAGGGUCGAUAUGUGUCGGAUCGCCUUGAACACUUCACAAGCCAGGGUGAAGACUCCUUUUCUUUCACGGAUGGUUUCAGUAAAACUACUCCGGGGCAAAUGAAAUGGACUGGUAGCCGGGAAGAAUUUGCCAGAUACGGUAUAUCACAACAUAUAGGUGGCAAUAUUAUUGGUUCUGUCAAUGGUUUGGCACCAGAGGAUACCUAUUCUUAUUCCGAAUUUAUUGACUUCGAAGCCGGCCUUGAUAUCUAUGACAACAGUCAGACCAGAAGCCUCGCUAGAAUAACAGGAUUAUGUAAUAUAACAUUUGAGGUUGUUCUGGGCAGCUUGGACACUGUCGCUCUUAUGGUCAGUAAGCGCUACCCAGAUGAAGACCUCAGCAUGUUCAAACCGACCAUUGGGUUGUCUCUAUCAACCUUCUUGGAGGCCAUGCGAAGCAAAAACAGCCCCGUUUCUAGAAAGGAAACUCUUUCACACCUAUGUAAGCUAGUGAACAUGCCUGCUCCGAACCUACUCGACCGAUCGCUACGAGUCUUGGCCACAGUGUCCUCUAUCUAUAAUCAGCUUCCCAGUUCGACUAUAUCUCUGAGUGUCAUCGAGAAUUGUCUCCCUGAGAUGGCCUGGAUACCUUCUACAGGUGCUUCUACUGGGGAGUACUCGCCAUUCACACAGAAUUCACCCACCACGCCAUUCAAAUUGGAUAGGUCCUCGACCUUCUCGUGUCUUCUCUUAUUCGAGACAGGUAGCUUGUCGGUGCCACCAAACGCACUUCAAGAGGUAAUGGCAAUGGCUAUUAGCGACUCGAUUUACAUUGCCAAAAUUUUAAUCAGCGACCCUUCGGACAAGUGCUUUGCACAUGAAAUUGUUCAGGUUAGGGGUAGUAUCGGAAGAUCAGGGAUAGCGUUGAUGAUCCCACCAAAAUCCCCCCUCACCCGCAAAAUGGAUUUAUCGAACUGGCACCUUGUGAACCACAAUACUUUUGAUGGUCAACUCCACGACUCCUUCAGCUCUACAACUCUCCACCUCGGAUUCACCGAUUAUAUCUUUCCUGUUCAUGUUGGGAAUCAUGGUAAUAGAGAUUUUGAAGUAUACUUUCUGGAAUCUCUGGUUUCUGUUCAUGACCGCGGAGAAUGGGUUGCAGAUCUAGACAUCCUUCGAGCCCUAGAGGAAGAUGUUUCCUGGAAAGUAGUUGAGACGAAUCACUGGAAACAACCUCUUUUCAGCUCUAUCAGUAAAUGCGACCACACGAAGGGUCACGAGGAGGACUCAGAGCGUGUGUUCCUAACAACUAUAGACGACUGGAACGAGAUAUUUGAUCCUCCAGGGAGCGUCGCCAUUGUUCGGUCUCUGAACAAUUGGCUUGGUCGACUCGCCACUGCUGCUGUCUGUCGACAACUCGGAAAUCUGGUGAUAGUUUUGCCAGGCAAGUUUUGCAAGCUGUGUCUAAGUGCAGAGUGGACUCGGCUAUCAACACCCCCAAAGCCAAGUGGUAACCCGGAGCAGACUGGGCCGUCUUUCGUGUAUGUUCAGCCCUCCACCAUAUAUGGUCGGCCGCAUCUUGAGCUAGAACCGGAUGUGCUUCUCCAGGUGAUGGUCAACGGUGUGAGUGAGUUGAGAAAGCCGGAUUAUGUUAGAGAUAACAUGAUGAGCCAGGGGAACAUCUUUUUGAUAUGCUAGGUUGGUUUAUCGGGUAGGAAGAUUUGGUCUUUUUGAUGAGCACUGUGGAGAGUGAAGUGAAGGCAACAUCGGGUAAAUAAACGAAGCCAAAGAGUAGUCUCUUGAGCGCCGUGUUGCUUUUCAUUGUUUGCGAUGCCAACCGGGGCCUUUACUUUGGCCACAGCUGCAUGACCACAGGCGAAGAGAAGGUAAAUGAAUGUAACUUCUUGAACAUGAGACGCAAAUCUAACCGCAGUUGAAUAUGUGUUUACAUCCGCCCCAAGCAUGCUGACCUUGAUCCGGGU
Molecule: messenger RNA, 3799 nt
Organism: Xylaria bambusicola
Lineage: Eukaryota; Fungi; Ascomycota; Sordariomycetes; Xylariales; Xylariaceae
Exons: 2
Coding region: 219-3515 (1098 amino acids)
Source: RefSeq, a predicted model, not a curated record